This is a messenger RNA of Epinephelus lanceolatus (giant grouper), 1855 nucleotides long. It is a transcript of the gene g6pc3, whose product is annotated as glucose-6-phosphatase catalytic subunit 3. Gene Ontology annotation, biological process: gluconeogenesis; glucose 6-phosphate metabolic process. Gene Ontology annotation, cellular component: membrane. Lineage: Eukaryota; Metazoa; Chordata; Actinopteri; Perciformes; Serranidae. Gene Ontology annotation, molecular function: glucose-6-phosphatase activity. The record is from RefSeq and is a predicted model, not a curated record.
ACUGCAGGUUUUGCUGCCGCACUUCCUGAAGUACAAAAUAAUCAGCAGUGCAUUUUUUUAAUCGACAUUGAGGUGUAUGCUGUGGGAGCAGAGGACACAGGAUGGAGGCCGUGUACACCCAGGGCAUCUGGAUGGCUGAGAGUCUCCAGCAGAAGACGCUACAUCACGAGAAGACCUGGCAGGUCGUCACUCACAUGGGAGACCCUAAAGCAGCCUUCCUGCUCGUCUUUCCUUUCACAUAUUUCAUCAGCAAACGAGCCGGAGUCAAAGUGCUCUGGGUGGCAGCUAUAUCAGAGUGGUUGAACCUGGUGUUUAAAUGGAUGCUGUUUGGUGAGAGGCCGUUCUGGUGGAUAGGUGAAUCCCAUCUGUUUGUCAACAAGCAGCCCAAAGUUCAGCAGUUUUCCUCCACGUGUGAAACCGGCCCAGGGAGUCCGUCGGGACAUGCGAUGGUGACGGCAGCAGUCUGGUGGAUCGUGGUGUCCUCGCUGGGGUCGUUCCUGUACUCACGCACUCGCAGUGUGUUGUUAUCAGCUGUUCCUUACCUGCUCUAUGUGGUGAUGCUGGCGGCGGUUGGAAUCUCCAGGAUCUUCAUCCUCGCCCACUUCCCUCACCAGGUCGUCGCCGGCUCCAUUACAGGUUUCAUUCUGGGGAUUGUUCUGGGCCGCAGAGUCCCAGAAGGUCGCCCCCUGCUGUUCUUCUUCUGCCUCAGCAUCGGUCUGCUGUUGGGCACCCUGAUGCUGCACGCCGGACUGCAGCAGCUGGGAAUCAACCUCUCCUGGUCGAUUUCUUUGGCUAAGAAGUGGUGCAGCCAUGCUGAGUGGAUUCGUUUGGACACUGCUCCGUUCUCCUCUCUGACGCGGGACUGCGGGGCCCUUCUGGGUUUGGGCCUGGCUCAGUACUGGAAGCCUGGCGGAUGGUCUCUGCCGUGGGCUCCUCGGGCUCUGUCUCUGGCCUUUUCAUCCAUGGGACUGUAUCACGUCCAUCGUCUGCCGCUCCCGGUCCGACCUCAAGGCCUCUUCUACGGCCUGUUCUUCGUCAAGUUCAUCAUAGUGCCUCAGGUGGUCAUGGUGCUGGUGCCCGGGCUGGUUCACCUGUUCACACACAAGAAGAAGAAGGACUAGACACUGUCUACGCUCCAUGUUUGGGGGUAUCCGUCACACCUUCAAGGACUUUAGCUUCCUCUUGGGUUUCUGUAAGCACUUUAAAUGUCUGUCUUAUAUUGUUCAUGGGUGAGGGUCGUAGUUCAUUCACUUUGAUUAUUUUCUUGUUCUCUUACAUUUCAGCUGGCAGCGGUCUCUAGUCAGUUACUUAUUUUUUUAUUUCCUGGUUUUUCAGUGAGGAGAUUGUAUCAGAUUUUUAGUUUACUGCACAGUUACAGUAAAUCUAUACACGGCAGUAAUAAUAAGUGUUAAUACUACAGUAUUUUUGGAAUAUCUUGCUUUUUUUGGUGGUAAAAUGUGCAGGUUUGAGGUACUGUACAUAAAAAAUAUGAUACGUGACUUGAAAACCUUGUUUGGCAGGGUCUAGCUUGUGAAUGUUACCAUUUAAGACUGGAUAAAACAUGGCAUCAAUCGUUUGUACUCAGUGUAUUACCGAUAUGUCAGCCUUUAGACCUUCAUCAGGUAAAAGAUUGGGUAAAUCAGAUGAAAAAAGAUCAACUUAAUGAAGGUUUGAGGACCAAAACAUUGUUCUCAAAGUGAGUACAAAGACAGUCAAGAGCUUUUGAUCCUAUGUACUGAUCAUUAAGGCGUUCUGGUCUGCGAGAACGUCAUCAAGAAAGGUCAGAAGAGUCCUAAACGGAUUUAGCUUUGCACUCCUGUAACGGUCAACAGUUAAAAGUACUGAUGCAGCAGAA